This is a messenger RNA of Ziziphus jujuba (common jujube), 748 nucleotides long. RefSeq lists its product as uncharacterized. NCBI's taxonomy places the organism in Eukaryota, Viridiplantae, Streptophyta, Magnoliopsida, Rosales, Rhamnaceae. The record is from RefSeq and is a predicted model, not a curated record. The coding region runs from base 61 to 504 and encodes 147 amino acids. The transcript has 5 exons. Gene Ontology annotation, cellular component: chloroplast thylakoid membrane.
ACUUGUAAAAAUGGCAAAACAAAUGGAUAAAAGGAGGCAGAGGGAGGGAAAGCGGUGGAAAUGGCGUCCACAUCUCUGUUACCUAUCAAUGGUGGUUAUCCUCUCUCCACCCAUUGCUCAUUCAUUCCCACUCACCGUCCUUCUUCAACGAUUUCCCAGUGGGGGUGGAGAAGAUAUGAAGAUGCAAACAUAGUUGUGUACAGAACCAGGAGUCGAGCAUUUCAAGUUUUGGCCAAUCCUAAUGUGUCUCCAAAUAAGGGAGACUUUAAUAGGAAGGUGAUCAUGGUUGAUCCUUUGGAAGCCAAGCGGUUAGCUGCAAAACAAAUGGAACAAAUAAAAGCAAAAGAGAAAUUCAAGAGACAACGUCAAAUUGAAGCAAUUAAUGGAGCAUGGGCUAUGAUUGGCCUUACAGCAGGCUUAGUCAUUGAAGGUCAUACUGGAAAAGGCAUACUAGCACAGUUGGCUGGCUACUGGAGCAUCAUUGUCAAUUUUUUUGUUCGGUAGAAACCAUGUCAUAUAGUUAUGUCAACAUUUGUGUACGGUUAUAAUUUAGGGAAUUCAAGAUUCAUUUCUUGUAUCAUUCUUGAAAUUUUUAUUUGUUAUAUCUUGCAAAAGAAAUGCUCCAUCUGCUUGGAUGCAGUGUGGCAUUCACUUUGUACUAUUAUGCAGCUUUACACUGAACUGUAAAAUUUUUUGACAUUCAUUCACUUGGGAAUCAAUGUCUUGUAAUAUUUUUGGAAUGGCAAAA